AUGGCGAAAAGAAAGAGACAACAAGUCAGCGUGGCUGAGACCACCGUCGCUUUUGAAGAGACUCAAACUAAGAAAUCGAAGCCCGCUCCUGCCCCUACGGAACAGACUACGAAAACAAACGGCCGCUCUUCCGCUGCUCUGCAGGCCGAGACCCUUCAGAUCAUUGCGGGUUCCUACGACCAAGUGCUACACGGCAUGACAGCUUCUUUUCACAGCAGCCCCGAGUGCCAAUUCUCCGACACCUUCCUCUUCAACGCUCACAGCUCAGCCAUCCGCUGCGUGGCCGUGUCGCCCGUCUCGGCCCCGAUCCCCGGGCAGGCGCAAAAGGUGCUGCUGGCGACGGGCAGCACCGACGAGCGGAUCCACGUCUACAGCCUCUCCGCGCACCCGCCCCCCCGCGACGACGAGCGGAGCCGCGCGCAGCUGGCCGCCGUGGCGUCGCGGCCGAUCCGCGAGAACCCCAAGAACCGGGAGGUGGGCACGCUGCUGCACCACGCGUCGACGGUGACGGCGCUGCGCUUCCCGACGCGCGGCAAGCUGCUGUCUUCGAGCGACGACUCGACGAUGGCGGUGACGCGCACGCGCGACUGGUCGGUGCUGAGCACGGUCAAGGCGCCGAUCCCCAAGGCGCACGGGCGGCCGAGCGGCGACACGGCGCCGUUCGGCGGCGCGCCAUCGGGCGUCAACGACUUUGCGAUCCACCCGAGCAUGAAGGUGAUGAUCAGCGUGAGCAGGGGCGAGCGCUGCAUGCGGCUGUGGAACCUGGUGACGGGGAAGAAGGCGGGCGUGCUGAGCUUCACGCGCGACAUGCUAGUGCAGGCCGGCGAGGGCAAGCACGCGAGCGGCGAGGGCAGGCGGGUGGUUUGGGGCAGCGCGGAUGGCGCGGACGAGUUCGCGGUGACGUUUGACCGCGACGUCAUCGUGUUCGGCAUGGACAGCGUGCCCAAGUGCCGCGUGAUGCCGUUCAAGUCCAAGUUGCACCAAAUCGCCUACCUUAGCAUAGGCGGCGCCGGCCAGGCGGAGGAGGAGGAAUCGGUCAUGGCAGUUUCCACCGAGGACGGCCGCGUGCUGUUCUUCUCGACCAAGACGGACGACCUGGAGCGGCUGGAGGAGGAAGACGGCGAGGGCGACAAGAUGCCCCUCGCGAGACUGGUCGGGCAGCUCGGCGGCCGGGACGCCGGUGUGACGAGCCGCGUCAAGGACUUUGUGGUGCUCCGCAGCGGUCUCAACGCCGGUGUGCUGUACGUGGUGACGGCGAGCAGCGACGGCAAGGUGCGCGUCUGGACGGUCAUGGACGAGGAGCUGCGCAGCGGGGGAGGAAAGUCGGUUGGCGCGCUGGCGGGUGUGUAUGAGACGAAUAAUCGCAUCACCUGCCUGGCGGCGUUUGUCAUGGUCCCGCGGCCGGACGGCGCCGAGGACAGCGAGGAGGAGGAUGUCGAUGAGGAUAAGGAAGAGGCUAGCGAUGAUAGCGAGGAUGAGAGCGAUUGA
This is a messenger RNA of Cordyceps fumosorosea ARSEF 2679, 1488 nucleotides long. RefSeq names its product WD40 repeat-like-containing domain protein. The record is from RefSeq and is a predicted model, not a curated record. Gene Ontology annotation, molecular function: protein binding. Lineage: Eukaryota; Fungi; Ascomycota; Sordariomycetes; Hypocreales; Cordycipitaceae. The transcript has a single exon. Bases 1 to 1488 code for a protein of 495 amino acids.